Molecule: messenger RNA, 1269 nt
Organism: Salvia miltiorrhiza (redroot sage)
Lineage: Eukaryota; Viridiplantae; Streptophyta; Magnoliopsida; Lamiales; Lamiaceae
Exons: 6
Coding region: 92-1039 (315 amino acids)
Biological process (GO): protein transport
Source: RefSeq, a predicted model, not a curated record
AUCGGUAAUUCGGUAAUGAGCGCAGAAUUCAUAUAAAAUCAAAUCGGAGGUAUUCGAUUAUAAUAAGCUGAAUUCUGCUGCUUAAAUCCAAAUGUCUAUGCUGAAUCAACUCUUUAACAGGGGGCUUCUUGGAGCGAAAUGUAAAACAUGCUUAACCUUGGCGAUCUCACGUAUCAAGUUGCUGCAAAACAAGAGGGAUGUGCAGCUGAGGCUUAUGAGAAAGGAGAUAGCAGAGUUUCUGCAGGCUGGCCAAGAAGCUAUUGCUCGAAUUAGAGUGGAGCAUGUUAUACGAGAACAAAACACAUGGGAGGCAUAUGAAAUCUUAGAGUUAUUCUGCGAAUUUGUUCUUGCCCGUGUACCAAUUCUUGAAAGCCAGAGAGAAUGCCCUAUAGAGUUGCGGGAAGCUGUGGCUAGCAUAAUCUUUUCAGCUCCAAGAUGUUCAGAUUUGCCAGAUCUAUUGCAUGUUCGGAAUCUAUUUGCUGCAAAGUAUGGAAAGGAAUUCAUAGCUGCUGCAUCUGAACUUCGCCCCGAUACCAGUGUCAACCGAACAAUAAUUGAAAAACUCUCGGUGAGUGCUCCGCCCACAGAUGUAAAGCUCAACAUACUGAAGGCAAUCGCACUAGAAUAUAACGUCAAUUGGGAUUCAACCAAGACGGAACAAGAACUCAGAAAGAAACCCGAGGACCUUCUUAACGGACCAAAACAAAUAGCUGUGCAACCUCGUGCAGAUUCGAGGCUAGAAGUUGGGAAAGCAUCGUCUACUACCACGGAUCAGCCAGCAGCUCCUUCAAAUGGCAACCAGGCAGCGCGCCACCUGCAAUCUCCCACGUCCCUCAGCAGCACUUCAUUCGUGGAAACGAGGCGAACUGAACCAAUCAAUGAGAUUCGGAAUCCAAAUCCACAUUCAUCCGAUGAUGCUCUGCAAAGGGCUCGUGCUGCUAUCACCGCAGCAGAGCGCGCAUCAGCUGCUGCACGCGCGGCUGCUGAGCUGGUGAACACCAGGUUUGCCCCGUUGAAGCAAGAACAACGGAAAAUCUAGCCUCGUAAUUACUAUUUUAUUUUAUGUUUUUCUUUUUGUUUGUUUUAUAUAUAGCGUUAAGUAAAAAAUCUGAGGGAAAGAAAUAUUGAGCAAAAUUGAAAGGUUCGGGAAUCAAAUUUGAUGCAGCAAAGUUUGUAGUUCAAAUAUAUAUCAGAUGCUAACUGUUAUCCAUUUGAUGCAACUAUUUGUAAGUGUGUGUGUGGUGAAAUUCACAGAAUAUUUUGGGGCAU